AAUGGCGGACCAGAUUAAUUCCCUUGUAUAUGAUUACCUAACAAGUAUUGGAUCCAAGAUCGCAGAUAAAUUCAAGAAAGAGGUCAAACCUAAAGCUCUACCUGUCGGAUCUCCAGGCUUGAAGGAGAUAGUGUUCUCAGUCCAAGCAGGAAAAAGGAAAAUUUCUGAGAAUGGAUCUUCAGCGAAGAAAGCAAAGAAGGAUUCCAGUUCCGAAGAAGAGAGCGACGAAGAGAUGGAAACCUCUGCAGUCAAUGGACAAGCUAAGACUAACGGAACCAACGGUCACGUCAACGGGAAACAGAACGGUGAAGAGGAAUCUUCAGAUGAUGACAGUGAUGACAGUGAGGAAACAGCGCCAGUGAAAGCAAAAGCUACCCCUGCCAAGGCUACAGCUAAGAAAGAAGAAUCUUCUGAUGAGGAAUCUUCCGACGAAGAGGAAGAGGCAAAACCAGCUAAUAAACCAGCCGCUAAGGCUGCUGCUAAGAAGGAAGAAUCUUCUGAAGAGUCUUCCGAUGAGGAGGAAGAAGUUAAGCCAGCUGUAAAGGCUGCAACGAAAGCUGCGAAGAAGGAAGAAUCUUCAGACGAAGAAUCUUCUGAAGAGGAGGCUGCCAAACCAGCUGCCAAGGCUGCAGCAAAGAAGGAUUCUGAUGAUGAUAGUGAUGAUGAAUCUUCUGAAGAUGAAGCUCCAGCUAAGAAACCUGCCAAGGCAGCAGCAAAGAAAGAGUCCGACGAUGAUGAAUCAAGCAGCAGUGAAGAAGAGGAGGUGAAACCGGAGAAAAAGGGCAAGAAAGAGAAGAAACCUGCUGCAGAAGAUGAAGAUGAGGACGAAGAUGAACCAAUGAAGGUUGUUGAUAAUAAAAACACAUCCAUCGAUCGUGGAAAUAAUUCAUUCGGUGGUCGAGGUCGAGGAACUCCUCGUGGUCGUGGAACACCCCGUGGGGGUGGUAGAGGAGGUCGUGGUGGUGGUGAAAGUGGCGGUGGAGGUGGCGGAUGUUUCAAGUGUGGUGAGGAAGGCCAUUUCUCCCGAGAAUGUCCUACCGGUGGCGGAGCUAUGACAUGUUAUAAGUGCGGCGAAGAGGGACAUAUAUCCAGGGAGUGUCCUAAGGGCGGCGGAGACAACUUAUGUUUUAACUGCCAGGAAGAAGGACAUAUUUCUAGAGAUUGUCCCAAGCCAAGGAGUGGUAGAGGGCGUGGCGGAACCCCAGGACGUGGCGGACGGGGUGGGACCCCAAGGGGAGGUGGUGGUGGUGGAGGCGGCGGAUGUUUUAAGUGUGGCGAGGAUGGACAUUUCUCCCGGGAAUGUCCCACCGGUGGUGGAGACAAAUGUUUUAAUUGCCAGGAAAUUGGACAUAUGUCUAGAGAAUGUCCUAAGGGAAGUGGAGGUCGUGGUGGUGGAAGAGGGCGAGGCGGAGGUCGUGGACGUGGUGGAGGUGGAUUUGGCGAUCGUGGCGGACAACAGAACAAGAAAAAGUCUUUCGGUGGUGACGAUGAAUAGAUUCACUGUUCCAAGUUUUGCAUUCAUACAGCUCUGCAUUGUACUGGUUUUUAACAUGUGUUAUAUUUAGAAAGAAGUCUAAACCAUUUUGUUUAUUCACGUAAAUUUCACAUAUAUGUAAAUAAAUAUUUUUUCGAUUUA
This is a messenger RNA of Eurytemora carolleeae, 1636 nucleotides long. RefSeq names its product nucleolin 1. Gene Ontology annotation, molecular function: mRNA binding; zinc ion binding; translation regulator activity. Gene Ontology annotation, cellular component: cytoplasm. NCBI's taxonomy places the organism in Eukaryota, Metazoa, Arthropoda, Copepoda, Calanoida, Temoridae. Gene Ontology annotation, biological process: positive regulation of cytoplasmic translation. The record is from RefSeq and is a predicted model, not a curated record.